Molecule: messenger RNA, 3198 nt
Organism: Sycon ciliatum
Lineage: Eukaryota; Metazoa; Porifera; Calcarea; Leucosolenida; Sycettidae
Exons: 4
Coding region: 198-2720 (840 amino acids)
Source: RefSeq, a predicted model, not a curated record
UCCGUGAUAUCGCUGGUUGCAGUAGAUCUACAGAAGAAAAACUCCGGUUGCCAUCAAUCAUUAUCAAUCAACAGUACAGGGUUGACUUCAACAGUUUGCUGAGUUUGUGAAAUCAAUCGAACCCCCAAAUGCUGAUGCAGGCGGCGUACAUCUACAUCUAAACCUUUGAGAAGAUACGAAUAGUCGUCGAGUAGAAGAUGACCGCGGUUUUCUUGCUAGCGGUGUUGGUAGUCUGUGCAAACUGGUCAUCGGUUUACGCUACAAGUGAUGACGAUUGGACGUUAGAGGAUGAAUACAGGUUAGGGAAAGGUAACGGUUAUGGGCCAGAUCCUAAUGGUGUGCCACUGGACUUCAGAUGUGCGUGGCGAAAACUAGCGUUGGAUUAUGCUCGCCAGCUUCGUCCGGACAGUGUGCCUAAUGUCCAUGAUGCCCUGUUGCUAGGCUCCAUGUGCAAUGUUAGUCUGAGCGAGGCUGACAAAUCAGUGGUACCCGUCUUUCCACCACGCGAAUGGCCAGCCAAGUGGUUCGAUGAUGGGGUAACCCAAUAUGUGGAUGCUGUGAACGGUGAUGACAGUCACUCGGGUACAACGCCCGACAGCCCCAAGAAAACCAUCCAUGCUGCUCUGGCUGCCACGCGUCAGGCGGGGCCAGGCUCAAAAAUAGUUCUGCGUAAGGGGACGUUCUAUUUGCCGACCCCCCUGGAACUGACGCCAGCAGACAGUACAUUGAUCAUUAGCAAUUACCCGGGUGAGGAGGUCUGGGUUAGUGGUGCUCACCUUCUCAACAACCUGCAGUGGAAGUCACAUGACGUGACCAAGGGUAUGAAUGUAUAUGUAGCGGAUGUAGCGGAUGCAGAGGGCAUUGCUUUCACCGGACUCAGAGUCAACGGAAGACGUGUGACAAGAGCCAGGCGACCAAACUCCGACCCGGAGCGCGACUUUUUCCCGAAAGGCUGGUUCCCGUCAAGUACAGCAGCAAAGUGGCUACCCGCCCAUGAGUACGGGCCAGCCAAGGAAGUACAACUUGGACCAGUACGUAACAUAACAGGAAUGUUUGAGAUGUACGGUGUUGGAAUUGGUGGACCAUGCUCUCAGUUCUCACCUCCUGUUAGCUACUGGUGUCAGAAACAUCCACCUGGUGGCUUCCAGUACUACGUACCAUCUGGUAUGACAUUCAAAGGCAAGGAGGUGUUUGAUGCAAGGUAUGGCCCUGUCAACGGGCCAUGGAAGAACAUCACGGGAGCCGUGGCGCACGUGUGGCGUUCAGGUCAUUGGUCUAGCUGGAUGUUUGAUGUGGACGCUUACUCGCCUGACCAGGACACACUGCACUGGACACGCGGAGGAUUUCAGGGUGCCCGUGGUGGUAGAGGCAGUGAUUGGUUCAUUGAGAACGUCUUCCAGGAACUGGACGCACCAGGGGAGUGGUUCUUUAACCGUGACACCAGUCAACUGUUCUAUUUCCACAACGCAAGCAGUGGCACAGCACCACCAGCUGACCUACAAGUGGAAGCUACCAAUCUGCAGGUUCUGAUCAAUAUCACCGGUACACAGGCCAACCCAGUCAAGAAUGUCACCAUCUCUGGCAUUGGCUUUUGCGACGCAGCCUACACAUACCUGUCACCACACGGAGUACCCAGCGGAGGUGAUUGGGGUCUGGAGCGACUUGGUGCUCUGUUCUUUCAAGGCACUGAGAACUGUGUUGUGAACAGCAGUAUCCUGCACCGCAUGGAUGGUAAUGGUAUCAUGCUUAGUGGCUAUAACCAACACACCGUUCUAUCAAACAACAACUUUUCUUGGACCGGCAGUACAGCCAUGGCUGCAUGGGGAAUCACAGAUGAGAUCAGUGACGAGGGCAAGCAUGGCAACGAUGGCACCGAUGGGAAUUUCCCUCGCUACACCAUGAUCUUGAACAAUGUCGUACGUGAAACUGGAAUCUGGGAGAAGCAGUCGUCUGGCUGGUUCCAAGCCAAGUCUGCACAGUCUGUCCUACGUGGAAACAUCAUUUACAACCUAGCGAGAGCAGCUGUCAAUAUUAAUGAUGGAUUUGGAGGUGGAAAUGACAUCACGGAGAAUCUGAUCUUCAACACAUGUCGUGAGAGCAGUGACCAUGGUCCUAUCAACAGCUGGGACAGACAACCGUUCCUUACUACAGUCAACGGCGGAACAGCCGGAGUUAUCCCACUGGUCAACGAGAUCCACAACAACUUCCUUGUGUCGAAUUACGGCGGCACCAAGGGUGGCGUGGACAACGACGACGGAAGCAUUCUGUACGCAAACCAUGACAAUUUUGAAAUCUACGGCUGGGGCCAGAAGAAUGGUAUCGGAUGUGGUGACCACCGCUCCUAUAACAAUGUGCAUCUGUAUUUGACCACCGGCUACCUUGGUCACACUAAUUUCUUUGGUUACGAGCAAUACGCUGACCAGGUGUACAAUGAAACCUGGCUGUUUGGCAACGGGACUACAAGCUACAUCAAGGCUGGUGCUGGCUGCUCGUUGGCUGCCGUAUCGAAAACAUUCAUUGCACCGAACUGCCACGACAACACGGUCUAUGACGCUACAGCCAGUGAGCCCAAGGUCACCUGUGGCAAGGACAGCCUGACUAUUUCCGAAUGGCAGGAGAAAACCGGCCUCGACAAGGGAACCACUGUCAGCCAGCAGCUACCCAGCAACGACGAGCUGAUGAACAUGGGACGGAGGUUGCUGGACAUGACUCCACAGUAACACGUCCUCCUGCUCAGAUGUAGACUACUCGGAACGGUAUAAGAUGUUAAAACUUAUUAGAUACGCUUUACUCAAUCUGCUCGACAGCUAGCUGUUUCCACCUUGUCUGGUCUCAUUGGUGGACGCAGAGAUGGUUUAUAUGUAAAACAAAUUGUUACUUCCUCAGAGCUGGCAUGCAGCAUGCAGUACUCGUGUCACUUUUUAGUUUACACUCUCAGAUCUCCGCAACGGUUGUUGAGAACUUCGGAACAACAUGGCAGUUAAGCGGACAGUACACGGACACCUGAACUGUGUGCUCCAGUUCUCCAAGAGGGAGUCCGAGCAAGCCACCCCGGCACUGUCACACAGCAUAUUCCCACACCUGCAUGAGUGGAAGUCACAUUAAAUUGACUAACUAAAACGAUAAGAAACAAGGAUCUCUCGAGUAUAGCAUUAUUACGUUAAAAAUUAUUUUUUUAAUACAGAGAGAUGCCACCAG